Molecule: messenger RNA, 807 nt
Organism: Aspergillus puulaauensis
Lineage: Eukaryota; Fungi; Ascomycota; Eurotiomycetes; Eurotiales; Aspergillaceae
Product: Fig1 domain-containing protein
Exons: 4
Coding region: 1-807 (268 amino acids)
Biological process (GO): conjugation with cellular fusion
Cellular component (GO): membrane; mating projection tip
Source: RefSeq, a predicted model, not a curated record
AUGCCGCGAUUUGGAGCCGGCUUUGCCCGGUUCAUUCCGAUGAUCGGAUACCACCACGUGCUGAUGCUUAUUAUCGCUGUUGUCAUUAUUCUUCUCUCAUUGUUGUUGGCGGGGUGCUCGUCAUCAUCGCCGCAAAUACCUACCAUCUUCCUCAUCUCGAUGUACUAUGAGCAUUAUGACCCGGUUUUUGAUCUUGCUCAAGUCCAACCAAAGACCGUUUCAGCCGUAGCAAACAUCGUGCAAGGGGCUCAGCUGGAGGUUCGCGUGGGAUAUUUCGGAAUUUGUGUCCAACCUGACGGUGGAUCCUACAUCUGCAAUAACAAUGCGACCGCAUUAGCAGAGAUUCUUACAAUAGACCAAGAUCCGCUAAACCUCGUCUGGGUUGCAUCAACGUUCAAGGAUGCCGUUGUUUUCCCAUACCUGAUCAUCAUUGCCGUCAUUCUCGCUUUCUUCUGUUUCAUUGUUCUCGCAACUUUCCCCGGAUGGCACGAGGAGACUGACCCUACCGGGUCUGAAGUUGAAGUGAAACCGUUCCCUUCUCGCCCUGUAUCACAGGUAGCCCUGGCUUUGAUAUUCGUUGCGGCCGUCUUUGUGCUAGUGUCCGUACUAUGGCAGCAUACAGCAUCUGUCGGUGCAAGCACAAUAGCUCAAGACCUCGGAAAUGGAAGCGUCAAGAGCGGUGUCGGGACUUCAGCAAUGGUCCUGGGUUGGUUUGGAUUUGCUUUGAUGGUGAUUGUGACGAUAGGAUUGCUAGUCAUGAUCCUAAACCUGCGACUAUUAAGGCAGUUGACCGAUGACGAGCCUUGA